UUAUGUCUGCAGUCUAUCAUAUCACCUCUUUUGUGUGGUAUCUUCUUCUCAUUUACUUGCUUCUUAACACGCAGUACGACCAUGCACCUGCAGGAGUGUUCUUAUACGCUGGUCAAUGGAAGUACCUCACAUUCCUAAAUUUAUUUCUGCAGAUGAUUUUCAAUGGGUUGUGCAUCCUGGCAGAUGUACAGAAACGGGCAGUAUGGAUCCUGUCACUAAGAGACCUCUUCUUCUCAGUCCUGGUUUUCCCUGUUGGUACUUUCGUUGUCACAGCCUUUUGGCUUUUAUUCACAUUUGAUAGAGCAUUGGUGUAUCCUGAAGACCUUGAUAAGUUCAUUCCUUUAUGGGUAAACCAUGCUGUGCACACUAUUGUACUGCCAUUGGUCCUACUGGAGCUCUUCAUCACACCACACCAAUAUCCAAAACGAAGAACUGGGCUUCUCAUCCUAGGAAUUGUUUCCAUUUCUUACCUGCUUUGGGUUCUGUGGAUUUACUACGUGGCUGGAGCCUGGGUCUAUCCCUUGUUGGGCCUUUUUAAUCAAAUAGGCCUGGUGUUAUUUUUCUCAGUGAGUCUACUGUUGGUCAUGCUUUUGUACCUCCUGGGAGAACAGCUCACCUUUUUAGUAUGGGGUUUAACUGAAAAAGCAAAGAAAACAUAAAUGAGAUGCAAGCACAAUGAAGAAGUCAUUCGUCUUAUGCACCUUGGAGUACCCUGCCACUAUCCUUCUUGCAUCCCAUAAAAGCCACUAUACAUUAUUAUAUUCUCCCGCAGAAACUAUGAUCUAUGGAUAGAUAAUCUCUGAAAGAAGUAUGGCAUAACACUAAGAAUUAUCUGCUAAAAUUGUCAUUCAGAAAGUGAGAAAUGCUUAGUUUGGUGGAAGGUAGGAAAUAGGGAACUGGAACAAUGUAAAACACAAAGAAAAUGAGAAUCUCUGCUAUACAUGUCUGCUCUUUUGGGGGACGUCGUGUGGAUUUCCUAUUGCAGAUCUUAUGGAAAGCUCAGGUAAAAAAAACAAGGAAAAUUAAGGAUGGGCAAUAAAUGCUGACCUUCCUAGUACUGCCCACAUCCCAUAAAUGAAUUUUAAAAUCAUUGCUGCUAUGUUUAGCCAUUUACAAUAUGUGUUUUUGUGCCCCAUUAUGAUUGGAUGUAUACUCCCCUGGUGGAAAUAGUGUGGUAAAAGUGCUAGUUUUACAUUAAGAUCAACUCUAUUAAUGUGACUGACAAGAAACACGGCUCUCCAUUGUGUGUAAUGCAUCAGAUAG
Molecule: messenger RNA, 1263 nt
Organism: Pristis pectinata (smalltooth sawfish)
Lineage: Eukaryota; Metazoa; Chordata; Chondrichthyes; Rhinopristiformes; Pristidae
Product: androgen-dependent TFPI-regulating protein-like
Exons: 6
Coding region: 3-659 (218 amino acids)
Cellular component (GO): endomembrane system; membrane
Source: RefSeq, a predicted model, not a curated record